UCAAAAUAUCACGUUCCGCUUGCUACUAAAGAAUGUGAUUCUCAGAACCGCUCCACAAACCAGCAAGCAUGUUGUUAGUCGACAAUGCAACGCAAUGGCUAGGCAAGAAGGCUGCGUCUACGUCAUCGCGUUCAUAAUCCUUGCGGGUGCCGCAUCAGGAGUUGUAGACACGACAGCGCUGGACGCCGACGCAAGCUGUCGACUAAAGCUUGAUGAUGGGCCCUGCAGGGCGUUGGUUCCCAGGUGGUUUAAUAACUUUACCACUGGGAAAUGUGAAGAAUUCGACUAUGGCGGCUGUGAUGGAAAUGCUAACAACUUUCACACCAAGCAAGAAUGCGAAGAUACGUGCAAGUUUGUACCCAAGAAGGCAUGCACCCUGGAACCCGAAGGAGGUCCCUGCAGAGCGAUGAUCAGGAGAUGGCAUUUCAAUGAGACAGACGGGAGGUGUAAGAAGUUUUACUAUGGAGGGUGUAGCGGGAAUGAUAACAAUUUCGAAACGAGACGAGAGUGUGAGGACUCCUGCCGUCGCACGAAACAACUGAAGGUCAACAACUACACUAACAUCAUCUACAAGAUGGACUGUGAGCCUCAACCAUACAAAGGCAACUGCACGUAUGGUUCAAAGCGUUUCUUCUACAACGCAAGCAAAGAGGCAUGUCAGGAUUUAGAGAAUGGCACCUGCGCUACAGGGACAAACAAAUAUGCUCAAAAAUCGAAAUGCUGGAUAGCUUGCUUUGGACAUCCUGGUUCGAACAUCACAGAACAGAAGUUCUCCAAGCACAAUUACUACGAGGGUGAGACAGACAAGCGGAAACCGGCAUUAAAAAAGAAACAAUACUGACAUGGCAUGGAGGCUGACAUCACGAGGCGUUCUUAUGCGAAUUCACUUGAUGGUACGAUUAAAUAUUGUUCAG
Molecule: messenger RNA, 914 nt
Organism: Ornithodoros turicata
Lineage: Eukaryota; Metazoa; Arthropoda; Arachnida; Ixodida; Argasidae
Product: thrombin inhibitor hemalin-like
Exons: 5
Coding region: 95-841 (248 amino acids)
Molecular function (GO): serine-type endopeptidase inhibitor activity
Source: RefSeq, a predicted model, not a curated record